Chara braunii is the source of this 1049-nucleotide messenger RNA. The record is from the annotation of a GenBank genome assembly. NCBI's taxonomy places the organism in Eukaryota, Viridiplantae, Streptophyta, Charophyceae, Charales, Characeae.
GGCAGGGGAGCGUGGGAGUUCGUUGGCGCGGAUUUCGUGGCGGUUCUUACUUGCAGAUGGCUUCAAUGGGAGACAAGCAGCGAGGAGUCGGCGAGUGGAUCUCACCCAUUCGAGCAGCUCGUUGCCGUUUACAGGUGAUGGUAGAUGCACUGCGCUCACAAUUGGGAGCUCAAUUUGAGGCUGAUGGGGGGGCAGCUUCAUCAAACCCGCCGUUUCGGGAAGUGAUGAGGAACAUGAUGCAGAUCAUCUGGGAGUUGGAGGAGGAUGGUCUCAUGCAUGGUCAACAGGAGGAGACUCUGAAGCGGUGUUGUUACGACAUCUUCGAGGAGGGGCAAGAUGUGUACGCAGCGCUGGAGGAGGAGUGGUACUUGCACUUUGGGACGGAAGAUGAAGAUAAUACUGACGCGAGCAUCAUCAGCUGUGACGAGAUUCGGGAGGGCCAAACUCGAGGUGAUGACGUCCUCGCUAUUGACAAACACGCCAACGACAUCAAUAAAUUCGUGCAGGUCCGUGGUACAAACAUGGGGAUUGUGAGCUUGGGCGUGCGCGACAAUAAUGACAACAACAACAACAACAACAACAACAAUAACAACAACAACAUCAGCAGCAACAACACCUACAGCAACCACGACACAGAGAUUGUGGACGCUGGCAACACCAUGAUUGUUGUGCAUGACACUGGAACAAGUAUGGAAAUUGUGAGUUCGUGCAUGCCGGACUACAACAACAAAAACUACAACAACAUCAGCAACAAAAACGACAUCAAUAAUACCAACAACGACAGUGUGGUAAGUAUGGUGGGGGUUUCAGCUCUCUCCCCCUCCCCCUUCUCUGCCCUGGUGUCCUUUCUCCUUUGUGAUCAUGUUGAUGACCCAGGGGGAGGGCGACAGGGCUGUUUGAAUGGCUCGUUCAGCAUAUUGGACGGGUGUGGGGGAGAGCUAGGGGUGGGAUGGGUGUGCGAAGGGGUGGGAUAGAUAUUGGAUUGUCUUACUGCACCUGAUUAGUUGCCACAUGGUAAUAGGGCAGCUCUAGCCGCGGGCCAACACUGC